UGUCAAUUGACUUCCGGAAGCACAACGGGGACAUUGUGGCGGUAAGGGCUGAGCACUAAUCAUGUCUGAUGCUAAAGUAGAAGAGCAGUCCCAGCAGGACACCCCCUGUGAGAGCCCCGUACCCUCCCUGCCCGCCGUCACGGAACAACAGAAGUCCACAGCACUGCAGGCCACGCAGGAGUUUGAGAAAGGAAACUAUGAACAGUGUCUCCACCUAUUGGGAAAACUGAACUCGUCCAGGCCAAAUGACCCCAAAAUUGCCCACAACAUGGCAGUAGGGGCGUACUAUCAGUCGGGGUUUAAAAAGACUGAUGAGUUUAAGCAGAGUUUGCAGAAUGUCUGCCAACAGUCCCAGGUGAACAUAGACAGUGUGGAGGCACUGGAUGACGUGGACCAGUGUGUUAUGUACUUUAACCAGGCUGUUCUCCUCUACCAUCUCAAACAGUACCAGGCCGCCCUCGCCAUCAUGGAUAAACUGUUCCAGUUCAUUGAGCCGCUGGGGGAACAGGAGUCAAGACAGGAAAACUUGGCCAAAAGGGUUCUCUUGUUUCUGGUUGAGCUGUAUUUAGUGACACAUCAGCCUGAGAAAGCCAUGGCCAUGUUGACUUACUUUGAGAAGCACAUGCUGAAUGGCAAGGGAGGUCAGAGCACGCCAGAGAAACAGGGAGACAGGGGCGACGGCAGCAAGGAAGGCAGCCCAGACUCCAUUGCUGAACUCUACAAACCUAAAAUAAGUCAGUACAAGGUGCGGUGCUACAUGAUGCUCAAGUCUAUGAAGUUUUGCAAGCGAGAAGUCAAGAAUCUUAUGAAUAUGAUGGGAAUGACCAUCCCAGUCGUCUACCUGAAGAGCAACUUUGAGUACUUAAAAGGCAACUACAAGAAGGCCAACAAGGUCAUGAACAGCGCAUCUCCGCACCGCCAUUUCCUGGAGACAGGCGAGUGUAUCCCCGUCAUGUACUAUAACAACCUGGGCUGUAUACAUUUCCACCUGCGUCUUCACAACCUGGGCGCGUACUACUUCAGGAAGGCCAUGCAGGAAAACGAGGCCGCCGUCAAGGAGUUGAACAAAGGAGACGGAGGUAAAUCUAUAUCAGGUAAACCUCUGUACUGUCUUAGUGUGAGCAAGCACUAUGAACUGCUGUACAACAUGGGGCUCCAGCUACUGCACUGUGGGAAACCCAGCGCAGCAUUUGACUGUCUGAUUGAGGUGGUACAGGUAUACCAGACCAACCCCCGCCUCUGGUUACGGCUGGCGGAGUGCUGUGUCAUGGCGAACAAGGAGAGCAAUGACGUCGACUGCUCGCUAGAAAAGAGACAACAGGUCAUACAACACACCGUGGGCUCUGGGGUCCACAGAAAACUGAUUCUUGGAAUGGGAACACAGUCCAAUGUAAACAGUUCUGAUGCUGCAGCAAUACCAAUGGUUUCUCUGGAGUUUGCGUCACUGUGUCUACGCAAUGCUCUCCAUCUCCUGCCUGAAGGUCGUGUCAGCAGUAGCACCCUCUCUCCCACCGAGGAGCAGGCAGAAGGAAGUAAACUCCAAGACAGUCUUUUGAUACCAGCGCCCCCUGGUAACCCAAUGAAAGGAGCAGAAGUGGCCAGUCUCAGGUGCUCCAUUCUGGCCAAUACGGCCUAUGUAGCGUUGUGUUUAUCUGACCACUUGGUGGCGCUCCAUGCAGCAGAAAAGUUACUCAAGCAGCCACGCCUUUCAGGAGCUCACAGGUAUCUGGGGCACAUGUACAUGGCUGAGGCGCAAGUGGCACUGGAUAAAAUCGCAGACGCUGUUCAACAUUUGGACAUGGAGAGUGUUACAGACGUGUCCUUGGUGUCGCCAGAAUCAAAGCUGGAAUUGGCAGAUAAAAGUGAGAAGGAGGCAGGGGAGGGAACAGAUGUCAAAGGUUCACUGUACCUGUGGUCCCCCAAAGAUGUGCCCAGAGCGCGAGGUAUCAUGCAGUAUAACGUGGCCGUAGCGCAUGCUGUCCGAGGAGAGUUUGAUAAAGCAAUGCUAAACCUUAUGCAGAGCACACAAGUAAUGGGCAUGCCGCUGCCGGCUCAGGUCUUCUAUCUGCGCCUAUAUCUAGAUCUGCUAGAGGGUCGACGGAAAAUGGCACAAGGCAUUAUCAAGGAAAACUUUGGAAAUAUGACGCCAAAUAGACUUUGAACAUUGAGUGGGAUUUUUUUAAAUCAAAAAUGAAUUGCAGAAAAGUGAAUAGAGAACAUGAACCGAGAGCAGUGCCCAACAGCCUGAGAGUUCACUAAUGUGUUAGAAAUGGUCACUCUACAGUGGUGGCAGGAGAUAUGUCAGGCCCCCGUGGCCAGGACAGGAGAGUCUUGUUUAAUUACUGAUUGGCAGUCAAAGAAAUGAACAUGAUAUUAAAAAGAUUAACAAUGAAUAAGUCAUUAAUUUUAAGAUUAAACAUAAUGGAAGACAGAAUUCUGUCGCUGGGGCAGUAUCAUUAAAAUCCAAUAUUACCUGCAAUAAACAGGGAGUUAUAAAUCCUAAGAUGCUCAUGUUUUG
Molecule: messenger RNA, 2518 nt
Organism: Lingula anatina
Lineage: Eukaryota; Metazoa; Brachiopoda; Lingulata; Lingulida; Lingulidae
Product: CCR4-NOT transcription complex subunit 10
Biological process (GO): mRNA catabolic process; negative regulation of translation
Cellular component (GO): CCR4-NOT complex
Molecular function (GO): protein binding
Source: RefSeq, a predicted model, not a curated record